Pocillopora meandrina is the source of this 560-nucleotide messenger RNA. The record is from the annotation of a GenBank genome assembly. NCBI's taxonomy places the organism in Eukaryota, Metazoa, Cnidaria, Anthozoa, Scleractinia, Pocilloporidae.
AUGAGGAUUGUACUUCUUUCUACAGGGAAUGAUGAGGACUUUGCAAUAGUCCUCUUUGAGGUUGAAAACAUGUACUCUGUGGUAGAGACAACACAAACUAAAGAACCACACUGCGCGUACAACCAAACCAUAAAUGUGUUGUGGGGGAAAGGAAAAGAUGUGGAGUAUUUCCCAGCCAGACUUAUCUUAUGUGGUUUGUAGGCUUAUCAUGCAAUAUUGUGCACAUACAAAAAUAUGUUACUACAUGUUUUACUGCUGUAUGACUGUUUAAAUAAGAGCCUUUUGGAAAUAGAUUUCUAUUAAUCUAGGGAGUCAAACAAGCAUACCAUGAGGUAGCUCCAAGGAGCCAUUAAUUUUUUAUAAGAAAGACAAAGGAAAGUUGGAUGUGCCAUUUUAUUAUUGUCUAUUAGAUUUUGCAUUUGCAGUUUCUUCCUUGGAAAUGUUAUGGAACAUAUUACUUAUUGUCAUCGUCAGGGAGUAAGGAUGAUUGUGAGAAAGAAGUGCUAGACCUCUCCUUCACAAGUGAGAGUACAUCUACUGCAGGAUGUUCAAGUAAUGAA